Paramecium sonneborni is the source of this 578-nucleotide messenger RNA. The record is from the annotation of a GenBank genome assembly. NCBI's taxonomy places the organism in Eukaryota, Ciliophora, Oligohymenophorea, Peniculida, Parameciidae.
AAUAUAUCUAAAUUUUCUUAAUGCAACCCAUAAAUAAGUUGCUUAUCACAAUAGCUAAGAUAUUGGAGGAGAUUUUAAAGGAAACAGAUCAGUUGGGUUUGUAGUAAGUAUCAGCAUUCCAUACAUCAAGAGUACCAUCUAUUUCAAUUCAAAGCUACAUUUAAAGGAUUGCAAAAUAUACUCAUUGCAAUAGUGUUUGUUUUGUGUUUGCAUUAAUAUAUUUAGAUAAAGUUUAGGAGAUGCACUAAAAUUUAAUCUUGAAUUCACAUUGUAUUCAUAGGUAUGAACUUGUAAUAUUGUGUUGAUUUAUGAUAGUAUCUAUAAUGGUGGCUAUAAAGUAUUAUGAUGAUGAGUACUUUAAGAAUGAAUAUUAUGCAAAGGUAGGAGGAUUAUCAUUAAAAGAGAUAAAUCAACUAGAGAUGGAAUUUCUGGAUUUGUUGAAUUACGAAUUAUUUAUUUAAAAGGAAGUAUUUGAAGUUUAUGAAGAGAGAUUAAAAUAAUAUGAAGUCAUAGAAAUAUGAUAAAAUUGAGAAUCAAUGAUGAUAAUACUGUUUAUGAUUAGUUUUCAAUAAAACACA